GGUUGACGUAUAGUGAUACAACAAUUAAUACAUCAACUGUUAAUAACUCAAUUUAUGUAUUUGUGUGCUCAAAUAAUUUGUUUGUCAUGAGUAUAUUUAUUAUUAGUCAUUGUAUUAUAUUAUAUUAAUUAAAAGAUUUCAUAGCUAUUUUGUACAAAAUGAGCGACUUCAGAACAAGUCUUUAUACAAAGACAACGCCGAUUACUGAUGAUUAUAGUAUAUCUGAUACAGUCCUAGGUUUAGGUAUAAGUGGAAAAGUUGUGCAAUGCUUUCAUAAAGUUACAGGAGUUAAAAGAGCCUUAAAGGUGUUAUAUGAUAAUGCCAAGGCCAGGAGAGAAGUCGAAAUACAUCAGAAGGCGAGUGGGUGUCUGCACAUUGUCAAUGUUAUUGAUGUGUAUGAAAAUACUUAUAAUGGCAAAGAUUGUUUGCUUGUCGUUAUGGAAUGUAUGGAAGGCGGAGAAUUGUUUCAAAGAAUCCAAGAACAACAGGGUUUUACAGAGAGAGAGGCUGCCCAAGUAAUGCAUGAGAUUUGUCUAGCAGUGAAAUACCUGCAUGAUAAUAACAUCGCACAUCGAGAUUUGAAACCAGAAAAUCUUCUUUAUUCAACCACACAACCAGAUGCCAUAUUAAAACUUACUGAUUUUGGAUUUGCACAGGAGACUACGGCACAUAGGAGUUUAACAACACCUUGUUAUACUCCAUAUUAUGUUGCUCCUGAAGUUUUGGGUCCAGAACGAUAUGAUAAAAGUUGUGAUAUAUGGUCUCUUGGUGUUAUAAUGUAUAUAUUACUUUGUGGUUUUCCACCCUUCUACAGUAACAACGGAUUGGCAAUAUCACCCGGAAUGAAAAAGCGUAUUCGAACAGGACAAUUUGAUUUUCCUGAUCCAGAAUGGAAUUGUGUAUCUAAAGAAGCAAAAGACUUAAUUCGUGGAAUGUUGGAUGUAGAUCCCACCAAGAGAUUUACAAUAGACCAAUUCAUGAGAACACAAUGGAUAGCUAAAUAUACUGCGGUACCUCAAACUCCUUUGCACACUGGUAGAAUGUUACGUGAAGGUGAAGACAUCUGGCCAGAAGUGCAAGAAGAAAUGACUAGAUCCUUAGCAACUAUGAGAGUUGACUAUGAUCAGGUUCACAUCAAAAACUUAGACAACACUAAUAAUGCUUUGUUACAUAAAAGACGCGGCCGUGAUUCUGGAAAAUCUGCUGCACAUUAAUAUCUAACAAAUCUCAAGAACACAAACACAAAAUUAACAAAACGAUUAUACUUAAGGCAAUACCAAUAAUUGCACAAAGCAAUCUGUAUCAAUAUAAGAUUUUAUUUACUACGGUUUGAAUAACAUCACAGUUUAUCAAACAAAUUUUUAGUAUUAAGAACAAAUGUUAGAACAAACAUCGGUUUGUGGUGUGUAAGAACACACUAUUGAAUUAUUUCAUAGUACAACAAUUUUAAAAAUGAAUUUAUAUAUUUAAAUGUGAAUUAUGAACCGUACUAAGGAACAAAUUAGUAUUAUAAUUAAUAUAUUUGCAACAACCGCAUUAGAAUCUAGUACUAGGAGAAAAAAUGUAUAUUCGAUGCUGCCUUCAAAUUAUUAGCCUAGUGAAACAAAAACUGGUUUGCCAUGAAGACUUGAAAACUA
Ctenocephalides felis (cat flea) is the source of this 1637-nucleotide messenger RNA. RefSeq names its product MAP kinase-activated protein kinase 2-like. Gene Ontology annotation, cellular component: cytoplasm; nucleus. The transcript has 8 exons. The record is from RefSeq and is a predicted model, not a curated record. Gene Ontology annotation, molecular function: mitogen-activated protein kinase binding; calmodulin binding; calcium/calmodulin-dependent protein kinase activity. Lineage: Eukaryota; Metazoa; Arthropoda; Insecta; Siphonaptera; Pulicidae. Gene Ontology annotation, biological process: protein autophosphorylation; peptidyl-serine phosphorylation; intracellular signal transduction. The coding region runs from base 159 to 1214 and encodes 351 amino acids.